Blepharisma stoltei is the source of this 216-nucleotide messenger RNA. The record is from the annotation of a GenBank genome assembly. Lineage: Eukaryota; Ciliophora; Heterotrichea; Heterotrichida; Blepharismidae.
AUGUGAUUGACAAUUAAAAAUUAUUGAUUAUUGCCAAGGCAUGCACACUCAAGUGGUGACACAUCUGUGCAUUAUUUUAAUAUCUGCAGAAAGCAUUCUCUAAAGCAUGAGUGGUCCAGAAAAGGAGGAUUCGGGAAGGGUAAGGCUUUAAUUUGUGUAAUUUGGAAUAAAAAAAUUAUUUACGUCUGAAUUAUUCUUACAUCAAAAAGUAUUUAA